Messenger RNA from Symbiodinium sp. CCMP2592, 348 nucleotides. The record is from the annotation of a GenBank genome assembly. NCBI's taxonomy places the organism in Eukaryota, Dinophyceae, Suessiales, Symbiodiniaceae.
AUGGGUACAUGGACCCUUAGGGUACCAUUUGUCGUGUGGUAUUUGGGAGAGUUUCUGAUCUUCAAGCAUUUGGACAUCUUCGCUACGGUCUUUGUGAUUCAGGCUUUUCUCGACUUGCGCAGGCUAGCUUCGGGCUUUUCGUGGUUUUGGUGUGCUGUGUUUAAUCAUUCUGACGUUGGGAUACUUGUCCACCGUGUUGCUGCCACAACGGCCACCGCAACCACAAUCACUGCCGUUACCAACCGCAGCAGAAAUACCAUUGAGAGUGGCAUCGUUGGAAGCAACUCAUCACUGAACAGCAGUAGCGACAGCAACAACAGCAAAAGCAAGCAGGUGAGCUCUCACUAG